GCAGAGAAUGAAUAAGAGGCCAGCGGCAGAGGGAAUCUUCUGAAAGAAUCUUUUGUGCAUGCCUCAGAAUCGGGUAUGUUGACCUGAAGAAAUCCUUAAGAUGAAUACAGGAAAAACAUGGCAGAAAAUAUCUACUCUAAUGAGGCCAAAGUAGCCAGUUACAGACAAAAUGACUAUUCCCAUGCUGCAACUUUCUCCUUACCGGCAUUUACUGGCCCGCCUCUCCAGAGUGCAUUCCCCAAGGCUCCGUCACUCACAUCACCCUGCACCCGGGUCCCCAGGUGCUCUGCCAAACUCUUCUGGACACCAUUGUACUAAGAGGGUACUACUGUCUGACGCCUUCAGGAGAACAUUAUGUGUCCAGGCAACCUUGAAGGACCACACAGAAGGACUUUCUGAUAAAGAACAAAGAUUUGUGGAUAGACUUUAUAUGGGUUUAGUUCAAGGGCAGAGAGCUUGCCUAGCAGAGGCUAUAACUCUCGUGGAGUCAACUCACACCAGGAAGAAGGAGCUGGCUCAGGUGCUUCUCCAGAGAGUCUUAGCCCACCAGCGGGAGCAGGAGCUGCAGAACCAAGGAAAGCCACUCACAUUUCGAGUAGGAUUGUCUGGGCCCCCUGGUGCAGGAAAAUCAACCUUCAUAGAAUGUUUUGGGAAGAUGCUGACUGAGCAAGGACACAGAUUGUCUGUGCUAGCUGUGGACCCAUCUUCUUGCACCAGUGGUGGGUCCCUCUUAGGUGAUAAAACCCGGAUGAUUGAGCUGUCAAGAGAUAUGAAUGCAUACAUCAGGCCAUCUCCUACCAGUGGAACUCUAGGAGGCGUGACAAGGACCACAAAUGAAGCCAUUGUGUUGUGUGAAGGAGGGGGCUAUGAUAUCAUUCUUAUUGAAACUGUCGGUGUGGGGCAGUCGGAGUUUGCUGUUGCUGACAUGGUUGAUAUGUUUGUUUUGUUGCUGCCGCCAGCAGGAGGGGAUGAACUGCAGGGCAUCAAAAGAGGUAUAAUUGAAAUGGCAGACUUGGUCGUUAUAACUAAGUCUGAUGGGGACUUGGUUGUGCCAGCCCGCCGGAUCCAAGCAGAGUACGUGAGCGCACUCAAAUUGCUCCGUAGCCGCUCGGAAGUCUGGAGGCCAAAGGUGAUUCGUAUUUCUGCCAAAAGUGGAGAGGGCAUUACUGAGAUGUGGGACAUGAUGAGAGAGUUUCAGCACCGAAUGCUGGCCAGUGGGGAGCUGGCCGCCAAGAGACAGACACAGCACAAAGUCUGGAUGUGGAAUCUCAUUCAGGAAAACGUCUUAGAAUACUUCAAGACCCAUCCCAGCAUCCGAGAACAGAUUCCUCUGAUGGAGAGAGAGGUUCUCAGUGGAGCCCUCUCCCCAGGAAGAGCAGCAGACUUAUUGUUGAAAGCUUUUAAAAGCAGACACUAAUAAAUUUAUCCUGUGCAAUCAC
Arvicanthis niloticus (Nile rat) is the source of this 1439-nucleotide messenger RNA. It is a transcript of the gene Mmaa, whose product is annotated as metabolism of cobalamin associated A. The record is from RefSeq and is a predicted model, not a curated record. NCBI's taxonomy places the organism in Eukaryota, Metazoa, Chordata, Mammalia, Rodentia, Muridae. Gene Ontology annotation, molecular function: GTP binding; GTPase activity; ATP hydrolysis activity. Gene Ontology annotation, cellular component: cytoplasm.